CUGUAUCUAUUAUUGUACGAUCUACUGUACAUCUUUAAGAAGGGGGACCGGAGGGUGUGUUCCAACUGUAGGGAAAUCGCACUCCUCGGCCUCCAUGGGAAGGUCUAUGCCAGGUUGCUGGAAAGGAGAGUCCAUCCGUUAGUCAAACCUUGAGUACAGGAGGAACAAUGCUGUUUUCAUCCUAGUCGUGGAACACUGUAUAGAUCCUUCUCAAUGAUACUUGAGGGUGCAUGGGAGUUUGCCCAACCAGUCUACGUGUGUUUUGGUGAUUUGGAGAGAGAUUCCCAGGGUCUUCUGUGGGGGUGCUCCGGGAAUAUGGGGUGACUGGCUGGCAAUAAGUCGGACUCGUUCCUGGUGGGUGAUGGGCUCCGGCAGGGCUGCCCUUUGUUCGUUAUUAUAUCCCCCCAAAAAAAUCAAAAUGUAUUUCUAUAGCACAUAAAAAUACAACAAAGUUGACCAAAGUGUUUCACAGUCGGUCAGAGCAAUAGCAUAAGACAGAAUUAAAAAAAAGAAACAGUUUAAAGGAGGGCAGGAAACAAUAUGACAAUUGUUUGAAACAAAAACUGGCCACGAAAUAACAUACUAGUUUAAAUCAAAAGCGACACUAAAAUAAUAAGUUUUAAGACACAAUUUAAAAGACUGGAUGGACUCGGAGGAACGAAUAUAAGGAGGGAGGUUAUUCUAGAGUCUGGGAGCUACGACAGCAAAGGCCCGAUCACCUCUGGACUUCAGACAAGACCUUGGUUGCAUCAGGAGCAUUUGAUUGGAAGAUCUAAGUGCCUUAUUAGGGAUAUACAAAUGAACAAGUUCACAUAGAUAGCUGGGAUCCAAAUUAUUUAAAAUUUUAAAGGUAAGCAAAAGAAUUUUGAAAUUGAUACAAUAAUCAACAAGGAGCCCGUGUAGGUUGGCUAAAACUGGUGUGAUGUGGACAUAAUUUCUAGUACCAGUUAAGAGACACGCAGCUGCGUUUUGAACUAACUGGAGCCGGUGAAUAGAGAAAAAUAGAAGGCCCAAGUAGAGAGAGUUACAGUAGUCUAAUUUGGAAGUGAUAAAAGCGUGAAUGAGCUUUUCAAGGACCUUCAAAGUGAGGUAUAGUUUAGCUUUAGAUGUCUGACGCAGGUGGUAGAAACUUUUUUUUUUCCCACAGGAGAGAUCUGUUUCUUGAGUUUAAAAGAGCUGCCCAGGAAAACACCAAGGUUUCUAACAGUGGGUGAGAGAUGGCUAGCAAGGAGCCCUAAGGCAUCAGUUAGUUGUUCCAGCGGGGUGUGACUAUCAAAAACUAUAACUUCUGUCUUAUCCUCGUUCAGUGUGAGUGAGCUACAUGAUAACCAAGUUUUGGCCUCAUUUAGACAGUCAAAUAGGGGUUGCAAGGAAGUAGAGACAUCCGAUGUCAAAGGGAAAUAAAAUUGUAUGUCGUCGGCGUAGCAGUGAAAGGAAGUGUAAUCCCAACGGCAGCAUGUGUUCUUUUUCUUUAUAAUGGGUUGCACGACAGCGUGCUUAAAUACUGACGGUACACAACCUGAUGACAGUGAUAUAUUCAGUAACAGUUGGAUACAGGGACCAACAGUGGGCAAAGCUUCCUUAAGAAAACGAGAGGGAAGGAUAUCAUGGGGGGAAUUCGAGAUUUUGAGAUGAUCAAUUAUAGCUGUUAAAUCAGAAUCAGACAGUGGCUGGAACUGUUGAAAGACAGUCAAGCAUUCAGGGACUGGAACAGGGUCAGAAACUAACAAUGAUUGAGAUGAGAGAGAUGCCCUCAGAACUGAAAUUUUGUCAGUGAAAUAUUUAAAAAUUUAUUACAAAGUACAGGGGAGGCAUCCCUAUAAGUAAAGGGGCAAGGGUUUAUCAAGAAAUUAAAAAUACUAAAAAGGGCUUGGGGAUUAUGGCAGUUAGACCUAAUAAUACCAGAGAAGAAGGUAGAUUUAGCAGCAUGUCCAGCGAGACAUGGAGUUUAUCUUUUUUCCAUUUUUGCUCAGUGUGCCGGCAUUCACACCUAAGGGCGCGGGUAGUGUCAUUAAGCCAGGGUUGGCGUAACAAUUCGGCACAUUUUGUCCUCAGAGGUGCCACCGAAUUAAGAAUGUCGGCACAUCUAGUAUUAAAAAGGUUGGUAAGUUCCUCCGCUGAUAAAUCCGCAAUACCAUUAACAUCAGAAAGAGGGGAAUCAAAAAAAGCAGCAGUGAAAUGAGCAAUUGACUGAGAGCUCAUCUAGCGUGUUUGCCGUAGAGAACCAUCACUAUACAAAUCAACAUUGUUAAUAACAGUAUUAAACAAAAUGGUCCGAAAUCCUGAGGUUCUCCCAAUUUAAAGCGAUCACCAAUCGGAGAAAAGAAAAGGAUAAUGUUUAAUCGUUUCCCAUACAACUUUAUCCGUGAUGUCCGUGAUGCAGAUAUCCAAACCAUUUGACAGUACCAAGUUGAGUGUGUGAUCUUACCCACUGGGUGAGAUUAAACGAAUUAAUAAGAGUAAGGAAGUCUUUGACUAGUGAGUCGUCUUUGCAACAAACAUGAAUGUUAAAAUCCCCAACAAUUAAAAUACGAUCAUAGCGUAAGACAACACUCCCCAGUAAGUCAGCAAAUUCAGAAAUAAAAUCCUUAACAAAUUUCGGGGGGCAAUACACCAAAGCACAAAGAAAUGAAGGGAUGCGGUUCAGUUCCAAUAACUGCACCUCGAAGCUGGGGUACAGAACAGAUGACAGCUGCCGACAUCGAAAUUUGUUUUUAAAAACUGAAGCUAGCCCUCCACCUCUGCCAAUGGUCCGGGGUGAGCUCAGAACAGUGAAAUUGGGUGGAAGCAGUUCUGAGAAUGAAACUUGGCUUCACCAGGGCGAAGCCAAGUAUCAGUCAAGAAUAACAAGUCAAGUCCGGAUGAGCGAAUAAAAUCAUUUAAGACAAAAGUCUUAUUAGCCAGUGACCUCAUGUUUAACAAGGCCAUCUGAAGAGUGGUCACACUGUUGCUGGUGCUCCCCCACCCCAGGGGUGGACAGGAUUUCUAGGCUUAGCCAAGUGGCAGAAGGCUUUCACUUGGGUGGGCUCAGAACCUCAUCUAUGCUUUUUGCGGAUGAUGUGGUUCUGUUGGCUUCAUUGGGUGAUGGCCUUCAGCUCACUUUGGAAUGCUUCACAGCUGAGUGUGAAGCGGUGGGAAUGAGAAUCAGCACCUCCAAAUCUGAGGCCAUGGUCCUCAGCUGGAAAAGUGUAGAGUGCCCAAUCUGGGUAGAAAAUUAGUUCUUGCCUCAAGUGGAGGAGUUUAACUAUCUCGUGGUCUUGUUCACGAUUGAAGGGAAAAGGGUGCAGGAGAUCAACAGAUGGGAUUGGUGCUGUGGCCACAGUAAUGUGGACGCUCUGUUGUGGUGAAGAAAGAGCUGACUGUAAACGCGAAGCUCUAAAUUUACUGAUCAAUCUAUAUCCCUACCCUCACCUAUGGUCACGAGCUGUGGGUAGUGACUGAAAGAAAAUGAUUGUGGAUACAAGCUUCCUCCAAUGGGUUGCUAGCCUCUCCCUUAGAGAGAGGAUGAGAUGGUAAAAUGUUCUAAAAGAAAGAAAACAAGGAUUGACCAAAUAAUGUUUUGUAUUUUGGUAGUUAGCAGUGUCCAUAUUCUGCUCUUCUACUGCGACUCCUGCGCUGCUGACUUUUGAAAUCAUUCUGCUCACUAACUGGCUCAACAUUGGCUCAACAGUGCAUGGACUGGACAGCCUAACAGGCUAGCUACAGUGCUAAAGAGAAACCUGGAAUUGUUGUCAUUUUAUUCUAAGGUAAAUAAAAAGAUGUACUAGCUUCAUGGAGUGCUUUUUUUUUUAAAGACAUCAGCUUGUAGUUUAAUGAUGGUUUACCCUUAUUGCUGUUCUUUAGUUUAUUUAAAAGUAAAUUUGCUUCUGUUUUUCUGGUAUAACAUCAUAUCACUUUCUUUGCGAUGUCUCCUUUUGUCCUUCCAGAUGUCUUACAGCAACAUGUUCCUAAGAAGGAGGUGGUACCGACUGAGCAGCAGCUCUGUAAUCAGGAUAACAACUCCAGUCUGAAACACGGGAAACCAGAAUCUCCACAGAUUAAGGAGGAACCGGAGGAACUCUGCAGCAGUCAGGAGGGAGAGCAGCUUAUACUGAAGGAGGAGACGGAUACCUUUAUGGUGACCGCUACUUGCGACAAAAGUGACCAAACCGAAACAGGUGGGCAGCAGCUCCUGUUUCUAAGCUCUGCUGUAGCUGAGAACCAAGAUCAGGGACGAAGCGAGAAACUUGAUUUACAAUCAAUUCGAUUUACGAACAAAAGUCACAAGAAUGAAGAAGACCCGACAACAUCAGGGAGUAGGUGUAACUCUGAUAAAAGUACAAAGUAUCUCAAAUGUGAUGUUUGUGGAAAAGUAUUCCGAUAUAAUUAUGAAAUGACAAGACAUUAUAGAAUCCACACAGGCGAGAAACCGUAUUCAUGCACUAUUUGUGGCAAAGGUUUCGUAUGUACUGGCUCUUUAGCAAAGCACAGAAGAGCUCACACAGGUGAGAAGCCUUAUUCUUGUAUAACAUGUGGGAAAAAGUUUGCUUAUAACAGUGAUUUACUGAGACACCUGAAGACGCACACUGGUCAGAAACCAUAUCAUUGUAAAAGAUGUGGGAAAAUGUUUCUAUAUAAAAGUGAUUUACUGAAACACAUGCGGACUCACACAGGUGAGAAACCAUAUGGAUGUAAAACAUGUGGGAAAAUGUUUGCUUAUAAUGGUGAUUUACUGAAGCACACAAGAGCUCAUACAGGUGAAAAGCCAUAUCAUUGUAAAACAUGUGGGAAAAUGUUCGGAUACAGUAGUUCUCUGUUAAAACACAUGGGAAUUCACACAGGUGUGAAACCACAUCAUUGUAAAACAUGUGGGAAAAUGUUUGCUUCUAAUAGUGAUUUAGUGAAACACACGAGGAUGCACACUGGUGAGAGACCAUAUCAUUGUAAAACUUGUGGGAAAGUAUUUGCAUAUAGUAGUUCCUUAUUGAAACACAUGAGAAUGCAUACAGGUGUUAAACCAUAUCAUUGUAAAGCUUGUGGGAAAUCGUUCACCCGUAACUCUAUUUUGACAGAACACACAAGAACACACACAGGUGAGAAACCGUAUGAAUGUAAAACAUGUGGGAAAAGGUUUAACUCUAGAACUCAUUUGUUGCGCCACAUGAAAACUCACGCUAAGCGGUGCACUAUCGAUACAAGAUUAUUGGCUUAGUGAGCUGCUUUCAGCUAAAAGUCAGAGGUUUGUGUCACAAAAGUUACUUUUUUAAAAUCUGGUUUUAAUUACCCUGUUCAGCUAUGAAUAAUUGAAAGAGGUAUGAAUAUAAAUACUGAUUUAAAGGUCAUGGUAACUUACACUGAACACAUAAGCUGUUAAAGAGCAGGUAAAGUUGAGGUUUAACUGGAAUGUGCAUAUAUUCAUAUAUAUAUUCAAGUAUGCAGAAAACGUGGAAAUGUUGUACUUGAUUCUCUGCUGAAUCUGCUGCUAAAUCUGUUACACUAAUUUAAUUGUAGCUAUUAGAAGAUGGAUCACAAAAAACAAAACAAUUACUUUAGUUUGCAACAAAGUAAAGCAAAUAUUUUCUUGGGCUUUGGAACUAUAAGCUUUAACAUUUAAAUGGGUCCAGUUUAAAGUAUCAGAGCUCUAGUGAGAGCCGAGUGCACACUCUUGUCAUAUUUUCAGCAAGUGUUUUAUUGGUAUAUUUUCUUUAUGUUUUCUAUAAUUUUUUAAUCAUUUUAUCGACAUCUGAUAAUGUCUGUUUAUUCUGACUGAGAUUUUAGUUUUGUUAAUUCAGUUUAUAUAAAGGAAGCCUGGUGUGUUGAUCUUCAUUGAUAGUAUAUGCUUCUUUUUUUUUCUAAAGGGGGGUGCUCUGUAUCGCAAAACUGAAAUCUAGGAGCUGUUUCUAUGUUUUUCCAUCUAAAUCUUAAACAUGAUGCUGUCCACUGUGGUGAUGAUGUGGUUGACAGUCUAUCAGAGAGUAAACCAGUUACACUCUCACCUGUGGUAAAUAUAAUCACUGUUUAGAACAACAUUCAUGUCUUUGGACUGUGGGAGGAAGCUGGAGUACCCAGAGAGAACAUGCAGACUCCACACAGGGAGGCCUGAGCCCACCAGGACCUUCUUACUGUGAUGGGACGGUGCAAGCCACUGCGACAACGUGCUGCUGGUUUCUUUUUGAAUAAAUAGAAGAUCUUUGUUUUGUUUUAA
Haplochromis burtoni (Burton's mouthbrooder) is the source of this 6184-nucleotide messenger RNA. RefSeq names its product zinc finger protein OZF-like. The transcript has a single exon. Gene Ontology annotation, cellular component: nucleus. The record is from RefSeq and is a predicted model, not a curated record. The coding region runs from base 3905 to 5191 and encodes 428 amino acids. NCBI's taxonomy places the organism in Eukaryota, Metazoa, Chordata, Actinopteri, Cichliformes, Cichlidae.